CGUCAGUGUAAACGGAAGUGAAGUGAACAGUACCGAAGAACAUUUUCCACUUGUUGUUUUUAUUGUUGUUAUUUAGACGCGUAUUUACCGGCACAGCAUCACAUACGUACCCCCAUGCAGUCUUUAAUUCGUGUUGGAAACAGGACUUGGUUCAUAGAUGUUAACUAGGUAACACGAGCGAGCUGCUAACAAUGGCUAACUGUAUGGUUUUUCACACUCAAAUAGCCUCCAUCAUGGAGGUGCUAGCAAAUGCAGCUGUGGCAGACAUCUGUAAACUCGUAGACGACGACUAUGCAGUGUUUCGUUUGGAAAUAACUCAAAGCCAGAAAGAAAACAGGGCAUUGCGGAGGAAACUACAGCUACUGGAACUGAAGGUGUCACGGGAGCGCGCAGAGAAGACAAUGCGAGAGCGCGUCAUCGCCAGUCGUCCCAGUAGUGUCAAGAUCCUCGACCGAUACAGAGGAAUGGCAAGAGGUGAAGGACAUCUCACUGGAGGCCACAGGAGCUUUGUGAAGCCAGCGGGACACAAUACAUGGAAAGAUGACCAACCAAUCACUGUUGAUGAGGGCAAUGGAACCUCAACCCAGCACAUUAUCGUGAUGGAGUCUGCAGAUACAGAGGCUGCAGGUCUUGGGGUGAAGCAGGAGAGGUCUGAAAGAAAGGAGGACUUACAGCAUAGCAUAAACAUCCAGACUGGAACGGCUGGAGCGCCCCCUAUAGCAACGGAGGACUCCACCACCGCCCCAGCGCAGCCCAGAGCCGGCUCAGAGUAUUUACCGGUAUUUCACCAGAUCCAGAGGACGGUUAAUUCCCGUGGAGAUGGUGACGCACUAGUCACUGGCGUUGAUGAUCCAUCAUGUUCUUACAGUACAGAGAUGGACCCUGGGAAAAUGCCCUUGGCUUUAGAGACACAGACUGAUCUGUCUAAAGGGGAAUGGAACCGGUACAGCAGUAGUAUAUACUCUGAAGGGUGCCUAGAUAAGAAAGGGGAAUGUCUGGUUGUAGAUGAGGUAAUUGUGAAAGUGGAGGGCGACGCUUCUCUCACAUGGAAUCCAGAUCGUCACCUAGGUGACGGACACUCACAGGGCAGAGAUUUCUUAGAUUACAGGGAAAGCUUAGAGACAAAUCCAAAUGUUGCGACCCACUCCCCUGUACACAUUCUCAGGGAUUGCGACCCAGUGUCCACGUCGAUGGGGCCUUCUGAUUCACACACCCACGUCCUUUUCAAUCAGGUAUUGAACGCAAACGACUUGGCUAGAGCCCAGGCUCAGGGAGGCGGAGCCACAUCAGGCAAUAGUAAAGAGAAACGGUUUCUCUGCAUGUUCUGCAACAAAGGCUUCAGCUGCCCCCAGAAGGUGGAGAUACACCAGAGGGUCCACACAGGGGAGAAACCUUUCAGCUGUACCCAAUGUCACAUGCGCUUCGCUGAGGCUGGCAGCCUGAAGAGGCACCAGAGGGUCCACACAGGGGAGAAACCCUACAGCUGCCCCCAGUGUGAGAAGAGGUUCUCCCACCAGCACCAUCUGAAGAGGCACUUGAAGGUCCACACGGAAUAGAGGCUGUUCGCCUGUAAGCACUGUCGGAAGAGGUUCUCAGAGGAGCUUCCUCAGGAUUUCACUCUAUAACAUAGAACGUAACCAUUCCAUUCAAUGGCUUCUGAAGUUUAGAUCAAACCCUGCCCUAAAGAUGGACUCAGCAAGAUGACGUAGAUCAAUUUCCACAACAUCAAAGAGCAUUUUGGGAUAAAUGCGCCUAAAAAGUCUUAACAUAAUUUAGCCUACACUAAAGACAUUCUUGUUCACAUAUUUCUUGUUCACAUAUUUCAUUACUUCAACAACUUUUUCAAUAAUCACUUUUAUUAUUUAUUUUCUGACCACUUUUUCUCCCCAAUUUCCUGGUCCUUGCUGCGGACAAGGUCGAGUCACGUGCGUUCUCCGAAACACAACCCAGCCGAGCCGCUUCUUGACACAAUGCCGCUUAACCCAGAAGCCAGCCACACCAAUGUGUCGGAGAAAACACCGUAACUGGCGACCAUGUCAGCGUGCAUUGGGCCCGGCCCGCCACAGGAGUUGCUAGAGCGUGAUGGGUCAAGAAAAUCCCUGCCGGCCAAACCCUCCCCUAAAAUAGGACCCGGGUGAUGCUGAGCCAAUUGUGUGCCACCCCAUGGAUCUCCCGGUUGUGGCAUGCUGCGACAAAGCCUGGACUCGAACCAGGAUCUCUUGUGGCACAGCUAGCACUGUGAUGCAGUGCCUUGGACCACUGAGCCACUCGGGAGGCCAUCAAUAAACACUUUUAAUGAGAACAUUUAUGCAGUACAUUAAGUUACUGCAGAUUUGUAGUUGAGAUGUGUAUGUGUGGUUUUCAUAUGGUGUAUUUAAAAUGUGUUUUGUUUAAUAAACAGAAAAUAGGACUUUCAUUCUAAGACUUUCCCUGUUGGCCAUGUUGACUCCAAUGCUUCCCACAGUUAUGUCAAGUUGGCUGGAUGGCCUUUGGGUGGUGGACCAUUCUUGAUACACACGGGAAACUGUUAAACCCAGUAGUGUUGCAGUUCUUGACACAAACCGGUGCGUCUGGCACCUUGCUGAUAUCCAGUCUUGUUGGCGGGAGAGAGUGGACCUCUGAGGUGGCUGGUCAUAAGCCAUGGCCCCGGAUCAGAACCCUGAAUCAGGAGCCGUCGCUCUUCCUUCCAGAGUCGGAACCAGGACCGAACCACAAGGGACAGAGACUCCACCACCACACAGCACAUAAUCCCACCAACACCCAAACAAUGGGUUGGAUGCGCGCUGUGUUAAGAAGCAGUGCGGCUUGGUUGGGUUGUGUAUCGGAGGACUCGUGACUUUCAACCUUCGUCUCUCCCGAGCCGUACGGGAGUUGUAGCGAUGAGGCAAGAUAGUAGCUACUAACAAUUGGAUACCAUGAAAUUGGGGUAUCCAAUUAAAAUUUAAAAAAAAUAUAUUUAAAAAAAUAAGAAUUUGUUCUUAACUGACUUGCCUAGUUAAAUAAAGGUAAAAAAUUAAAAUAGGUUAAUCUGCCUCACCCAUUGUGGAAAGCUAACAGUCAAUGUGUGUGAAAUGCUUUAUAAUGUAUGUGAUAUCAACAGGGAGGUAUAUUUUCUGGUCAUUUCUAUAUUGACUAGCUUUCAUCAAGCUGCCCACUCAAGACAAAGCUUCAAACUGUAAAUCAUCAGCAUGUAUUGAUCACAUCUUCACUAAUGCUGCUGAAAUGUGCUUUAUCCAAAUUCAUCGUAUGUAGCGAUCACAAUAUAGUAGCUUUGGAUAAGUUCCAAAGGUUGGGCCUGUUAUAUGAGGUCAUACAAUACGUUUUGUAAUGAUUUUAAAAACGGUUAAAUUCCCUUGGAUUGAUGAGGAAUUAAGCGAAAGGAAUGGCAAAUAAGUUUGCCAAUCGGUUGUGCAGCUAAACGUACUGCAAAUAUGACUAAACCGCAGAAGUGGGACCAAGUCAUUCUUGUACAAGUCACAAGUAAGUCAAGUCAAAUCCCAAGUCAAGACAGGCAAGUCCGAGUCAAGUCUCAAGUCUUUAACUUUGAGUUUCGAGUCCUAAACAAGUCAUCAUGUGCUCUUUUUUUCACCUUUAUUUAACCAGGUAGGCUAAUUGAGAACAAGUUCUCAUUUACAACUGCGACCUGGCCAAGAUAAAGCAAAGCAGUUCAACACGUACAAUAACACAGUUACACAUUAAAUAAACAAACAUACAGUCAAUAAUACUGUAGAAAAAGACUAUAUACCGUGUGUGCAAAUGAGGUAAGAUAAGGGAAGUAAGGCAAUAAAUAGGCCAUGGUGGCGAAGUAAUUACAAUAUACCAAUAAAACACUGGAGUGAUGAAUGUGCUACGUGUGCUCUUCACUAAAUGUAAUACCAUUUCAGAUUUAACUGUAUUAGAGUAUUAGUUAGUAUAUUACAUUUACGCAAAUCAUGAAUGCUUUUAAAAAUAUCUAUAUUUAUUUAUUUCCAUUUUUUUUUUUUUUUACAUUUCCAUGGAAAUACAUGAAUAGCCAUAAGACCCCCCCACCCCCCAAUAGUGAUCGACUAUCGAGGGGCGCAAUCGGGCGAUGUUGGAUUGUACACAAUCGCCCGACCUUGUUUUGGGAACGUCAGGCAGGAUUUAGGCUUCAAACUGCCUAGCCAGUUGUAGCUCAAUCUUGAGUGCAAUGAUCACGUUCCUGCACUGACUGUGUGGAGGCUCAUUGAUUUAACUUUACACUAGCCUACAUGAUACACUAGUAAAGUAAUAAAAUAUAUAGCCGACAGCAAUAUUAUCCACGACUUACCGUUCUUUGUGCAGCUUCAAAUGUCGAACAAAGUUGGAAAUUGUUGUGCCACCCAUCUAUAAUUUUCUUCCCUUAUGUUUUGCAAGUUGCAAUCCGUUUUUGUUGAUACAGUGUUGUCUUUAUAUCUGAAAUAAUAAUUUGAGGUAUCAUCUUUCCAAGGGCUCCAUCUGAAUUCACCCGCCCUCUGCACUGUCACUCAUAAUUUGAUUGGCUACUGUCCAUUUUCAACUGUAAUCCGUUAAAUGAAGAGUUGAUGCGCUGCACACUUUUUAAUUGCAUCGUUUUUUAAUAUUUGGGCUUGGGGAGGGUAUCAAGUGAGGUCAAGUCACGUCAUUGGUGUUAAAGUCAGGGUCGAGUCCAAGUCAUCAUAUUUGUGACUCGAGUCAACACCUCUGCUAAACUGAAUAAAAAUAAGAAACUAUACUAUGAAACAAAGAUGAAUGAUAGUAAAAAGCUUUGGACCACCACCUUAAAUAAGAUGUUGGGGAAAAGGGGGUAACUCAGGUCCAUCAUUCAUUGAAUCAGAUGGCAAUAUCAGUGGGUUUUGUAAUGAAUGUGCCAACUACUUUAAUGAUUUUUUUUAUUGGCAAGAUUAGCCAAUUUAGGCAUGACAUGCCAGCAACAAACGCUGACACUACACAUCCAAGUAUAACUGACCAAAUUAUGAAAGAAAUACAUUGUAAUUUUGAAUUCCCUAAAGGGAGUGUGGAAGAGGUGAAAAAAAUUGUUGUUUAUCAACAAUGACAAGCCAUUGGGGUCUGACAACUUGGAUGGAAAAUUACUGAGGAUAAUAACGGACGAUAUUGCCUCUCCUAUUUUCCAUAUCUUCAAUCUAAGCCUUCUAGAAUGUGUUUGCCCUCAGGCCUGGAGGGAAGCUAAAGUCCUUCCAAUACCGAAGAAUAAUAAAGCCCCCUUUACUGGCUCAAAUAGCCGACCAAUCAGUCUGUUACCAACCCUUAGUAAACUUUUGGAAAAACAUUUUACAGUAAACAAAUUGACAACAGACUUUCAGAACACUUAUAGGGAAGGAUAUUCAACAAGCACAGCAUUUACACAAACUCUAAACACACAUACAUUGUAAUAUUGUUGUAUGGUGGUAUUAUACAUUUUGCAUUAUAGGUACAGUGGGGCAAAAAAGUAUUUAGUCAGCCACCAAUUGUGCAAGUUCUCCCACUUAAAAAAGGAGAGAGACCUGUAAUUUUCACCAUAGGUACACUUCAACUAUGAAAGACAAAAUGAGAAAAAAAAUCCAGAAAAUCACAUUGUAGGAUUUUUAAUUAAUUUAUUUGCAAACUAUGGUGGAAAAUAAGUAUUUGGUCAAUAACAAAACUUUAUCAAUACUUUGUUAUAUACCCUUUGUUGGCAAUGACAGAGGUCAAACAUUUUCUGCAAGUCUUCACAAGGUUUUCACACACUGUUGCUGGUAUUUUGGCCCAUUCCUCCAUGCAGAUCUCCUCAAGCGCAGUGAUGUUUUGGGGCUGUUGCUGGGAAACACGGACUUUCAACUACCUCCAAAGAUUUUCUAUGUGGUUGAGAUCUGGAGACUGGC
Oncorhynchus masou masou (cherry salmon) is the source of this 5837-nucleotide messenger RNA. Its product is annotated as zinc finger protein 69 homolog. Lineage: Eukaryota; Metazoa; Chordata; Actinopteri; Salmoniformes; Salmonidae. The coding region runs from base 192 to 1556 and encodes 454 amino acids. The transcript has 3 exons. Gene Ontology annotation, molecular function: DNA-binding transcription factor activity, RNA polymerase II-specific; RNA polymerase II cis-regulatory region sequence-specific DNA binding. The record is from RefSeq and is a predicted model, not a curated record. Gene Ontology annotation, biological process: regulation of transcription by RNA polymerase II.